GCCCCGUAACAGCAGCAGCUGCUCUGCCACCAGCGAACACCAGACUCCACUAUGGCCUACCAGGCGGAGAUAACGCAGCCCGGCCGGGUACAGACCAGCUACUCCUAUGGCAACUCCAACGCCUGGAGCUCUGGGAUGUGUGACUGCUUCGCGGACAUGGGCGUGUGUCUCUGCGGUACCUUUGUGCCCUGCAUCCUGGCCUGCCAGGUAUCCCAGGACUUCGGCGAGUCCUGCUUCCUGCCCUGCCUGCCCGGUACCUUGCUGGCCCUACGCACGGGGGUGCGGGAACGGUACCACAUCGAGGGCAGUAUCUGCGACGAUUGGCUGGUCAUGACGUGCUGUGGGCCCUGCGGCCUCUGCCAGCUGUCCCGGGAGCUGUCCCACCAGAAAUGAGGGGCUGGAGAUCCUGGCUCCGGCUAGGGGGGCUCUGAACCAUCUCUGCAGCAGGAAGAAAAUCUGCCCCUUCCCCUCCCAGGGAGGAGAACAGGGACAGCCAGGGGGGAGCCCCUGCCCCAAACCCCCUAAAUAAAUAACCCCACAAACUC
This is a messenger RNA of Gopherus evgoodei (Goodes thornscrub tortoise), 545 nucleotides long. RefSeq names its product cornifelin (gene CNFN). The record is from RefSeq and is a predicted model, not a curated record. Gene Ontology annotation, cellular component: cornified envelope. Lineage: Eukaryota; Metazoa; Chordata; Testudines; Testudinidae. Bases 52 to 393 code for a protein of 113 amino acids. The transcript has 4 exons.